This is a messenger RNA of Amyelois transitella, 4231 nucleotides long. It is a transcript of the gene unc-119, whose product is annotated as protein unc-119 homolog. Gene Ontology annotation, molecular function: lipid binding. The record is from RefSeq and is a predicted model, not a curated record. Gene Ontology annotation, cellular component: cilium. The coding region runs from base 226 to 870 and encodes 214 amino acids. NCBI's taxonomy places the organism in Eukaryota, Metazoa, Arthropoda, Insecta, Lepidoptera, Pyralidae. The transcript is spliced from 3 exons. Gene Ontology annotation, biological process: lipoprotein transport; cilium assembly; nervous system development.
AGUUUAAAAAAAAUAUUGUCAGGUGUCAGCAGACAAAAUAAAAAAUGAAAGAAAAUUAAAUUCAUUUGAAAAUUGAUUUUAUUGUGUCUGUCUUGUGUUCAAUAACUAUAAAUAAUAUAGAAAUGAUUUGAUACAUUCAUGAGGAAUGCUAUAAAUUUCAGUCGUGCCUACAUUUUUGUGAUUACUAUAUUAUAAUCUACAUAAGAAUUCAAUCUAUAAUUAAAAAUGAGUUUGGUUGGGAAAAAGUGUGAAUCAAUACCCAUUUCAGAUUCGAAUAAAGAUGAUAAUAUCACUUGUGUAAUCACCCCGGAGGAUGUUUUGCGCCUGGACAGAAUUACUGACACAUAUCUCUGCAGUCCUGAAGCUAAUGUAUACGAUAUAGAUUUUACGCGGUUUAAAAUAAGGGAUUUGGAAACUGGGACAGUACUGUUUGAGAUUGCAAAGCCCCCUACUGAUUUCGGUGUGGAUAACGAAGGCGCCGAGGAUGCACUGGAUGAACCUCUCGACCCUAAUGCUGGCAGAUUUGUUCGGUACCAGUUUACACCACAAUUUUUAAAACUGAAGACUGUUGGCGCCACUGUGGAGUUCACUGUGGGGCCUCGGCCAGUGAAUCAUUUCAGAAUGAUUGAGAAGCACUUCUUUAGAGAUACUUUGCUCAAGACAUUUGACUUUGAGUUUGGAUUCUGCAUACCAUUUUCCAGAAACACUUGUGAACACAUUUAUGAAUUUCCAACUCUGCCUUCUGAUUUAGUUGAAGAAAUGAUUGCAGCUCCAUUUGAGACAUGUUCGGACAGCUUUUAUUUUGUGGACAAUCAUCUUGUGAUGCAUAAUAAGGCAGAUUAUGCAUACAACGGAGGCAUUAACAACUGAUUUACAAGUUUUCUAUUAACUUAGGUAAUGUUGUCACCUUUAACAUAAUAUUUUUUUAAGAGAUGUAUCUAAUAAUAUCAUACUGAAUCAACUAUUUAAAGCUAUUUCUCAUUGUUAUUAUUACUUUUUAUUCAGCAUCAGAUCAGCACAUUAUUCCAAAAAUAAUUUUUAAAGAUUUGAAUCAUAUUAUUAGUGAAAUGAUUUGUAACAGGUGUUUAUUGUUAUACUGUAUACAUUCCACUGGUUUGAAAUUGGAUUCUGAACUGUUAUUUGGUUUUAAUAUCUAAAUUAUUGUGAUCAUCCAUAGCAUUCCUAUUGUUAAUUCCUUUUCAAAAAUUCCCUGGGGCAAUAAGUUGUUAAUUUUAGUUACUCUAAGUAGUUGUUUAAGAAUCUUGAUUUUGUAAUUAUCCAAUCUUAAUUUAUUUCUUUAUAAAGAUUUUUACAGCAUGAAUAUUUAAUACAUUUGUGAGUGGGAAAAGAAAACAAAGAAACAAAAGAAUAAAGAGAACGAAAGUCGCAUUUUCGUAAAAAUAUUUAAGUCCCUAUUCGUCAAAAAAAUAAUAAUUUUGAAUUAAUUGAAAAGAUUUUCGUAAUAUAUAAUAAGAUUUGUAUUUUCCCUCAAUUAUGAAAUAAAACCUAGUUUAGACUAUUAAUGGACUAGACAUAAAGUUACGUGUACAUAAUCAAUAAUUCUGAACAAGGCCGCCGCUAAUGUCACCGGGUGUAUGUGCGUGAUUCACUUGUAAUAAUUCUCACGGGUGGUGUGAGGGGCGGGCCCUCAAUGACGGAUAUACAUUAUGUUCCCAAGUUCAAGUUGGUUUUCGGGCUAACUUUGUAGUUCAACCCAAUAUUGUAUCCCUUGAUUGAUUGAAAGAAGUAGGUAUUUAGGCGAUGGCUAGCAACCUGUCGCUAUUUGAAUCUCAAAUCUAUCAUAAAGCCAAACAGCUGAGUGUGGCCUUUUAGUUUUUCUAGACUCUUGGAUCUGGGAUAGGCAAAGGAUGUAGACGACUAUAUGUACCUAUGUUUUCAAUUCCAUGAAAUUCAAGGCCAUAAUCAUCGCUUCGUAUAAUCUUUGACAUAAGUACGCCUAAAAACAAUUAUGAUUAUGAGCAAUGAAAAUAAAAUAAAUAUGCGGACUUCUCCCUAGCAAGCUCCCCAGGGAGCAAGCAAGAUUUGUAAAUUUAUAGGAAAAUUUUACAAAUUAUGAAUAAAGGCUACAUUUUUCUUAGUUCAGGGUUACAGGCCGUGUUUUAUGUUAUAGAAAUUCCAACAUACCUACUUAAUAAGACCAUGUAAGCUUACAUUCUAUUCAGUCAGAAAAUUUUACACAAUAUUUUUUCUUUAUGAUAAUUACAUUCCAUAAGUACCAUUCCGUUAUCUGCCCUAACACGUGGCACUGCAAUCUUCAUCAGUUAUGUAUCUCUAAGUCUAUUUUUUUAUUUUAUUAAAUGCAUUAGUUAAGCGAGGGAAAUCAUGAAUAAACCUGCAAAUUCAGGCCACCAUGAUCCAAUAUGUGCAAGGUUGUGGAGUCAGACGGGAGUCGCUUCAGUUCAGUCACGUUUCUUGACUUACGCAGGAUCUUGUCCAGAGAGGUGGGGAUUGGUUUCAUGAUUUCAAUGGUUUAUUGAAGUUUAAAUAAUAUUAUGUCUACAGAAAAUAGCUUAAUCCACUCAACAGACAGAACUACUAGCAAUGUGCCGCGUGUCAUUCCUAUGUGUGCGUGCGGUCUUAAAUAUUUUUGAGGUGUUAUUUUUUUAUCCAAUAUUUUAUAUAGGUACCUAUUUACUAUGAAAAUUAUUUUUUCAGGGAAUUUGUUAUUCACACUAAGUUAUCGUUAGCACUAUUUAGCACUUAACGUUUGUUGUUCACUAAAAUGUUUUUGUGUGAGACACUUUUUUAAUGUGAUUAGGCUAAGUGGGUGCUUCAUUGAUCUAAAUACUAGUCACUCGAUUAAAUGUUUAAAUUAAUUGUAAGUUUCAUUUAUUUAUACAUCAUGAAAAAAUGUUUGAAACAAGUUUCUAUACAGGGUGAUGGAAGAUGAUAAUAAUAAAUUCUAUACUUUAAACUAGACUUGUCAGCAAUAUUUAUUAGGGACUCUCAAUAAAAAUUUACACUGCAUGUUCAAUACAUGUACAUUGGAAUCUUAUAUUAUAUUUUUUUAAUGUUAAUUAUUGGUUUCUAGUGAUUGUGAUGCUCUAAAGGCGUGUCUCCUGAGACACUGUUUUGUGUUUUCUAAUAUUUUAAAUGAAUCAUUUAACAAAAUAUUGAAAUAAACUUUGUUAGAUUGCCGCAGUCGCAAGAGAAUAAAUGCCACAGACGCCACAUAACGAAAGACGGUUCGAAACGGACAACUAAAAACACAUAUAACAAGUAUGUACUAGCUUAUUGAGUCUGCUUGCAAAAUUAUUUUAAGUCAGUAUUUUAAUUAAUAUUUGUCACUUAAUUGUAAAGGUCUUGUCACUAAAACCUGGACAGGGCUGCUUGUGCCACUCACAGAAUAAGAAAUUUACUUACGUACCAAAUAUUAUCAUAAUUCUAAUAAUGAGCACAGCUAAACAAUAUUUUGGUGCAAGCAAGAGUAUCCCGCCAGAGAGGUAUUAUAUAAUUAGAAAAUGUAGAACCUUUUAAGCCGUCCAAUCUUGUCCUAAUAGGACAAAGUACUAUUAAAUUUAAAUUCUUAAGGGUACGAAAUUGAAUGUGUUCAUUGUAUUUAUUUAUGUAUAUUUCAUUUGUUUUUGUUCUAAUGCUUAAUUACUAGCCCCGCAAGUAGCGUUAGGUUUAUGUAACAGUUAUUAGAAGUGUACCUAGCUUGAUUCUGGUUAAAAAUAAAAUAUAAGUGGUAUCUAUAUUGUAGGUUUGUCUGCAACGGUCAAGCAGGUAUCUGAAGUCAUCCUAUAUGCGUAUUCUACAAUAAAUAACUGCCAUUAAAUGAGAGCCCACUGCAAAUAGAUAAUUAUAUACAAUUGAACAAUAAUCACACUAAAAUGUACUUAAUAUCAUAAUUUUUGUGAGUUUAUAUUUAGUAAGUAAUUAACUUCUCUAUCAGUAGAAAACACUGAAAUUUGUAUUAUUGGUUGGUCAUAAAAAUCUAAAUAUUCAAGUAUUUGCGGUGUUUUUGUUGCUUUUCUGUAGAAAGUAGCAAAAAGGAAAUGCUUUGGUGAUGUAGGUAGGUUUGACUGUUUCAUAAAUUUGCACGUUUUAUGGUUUUGUAAAUUGCAUAAUAUAGACAAUCAAAAUAGAAAUCGUCAGGAGCUGAGCUGGGCAUCCUGGUUAAGUAUGUAGGUACCGGAUAUGUGAAAAUCACUGUCACCACACUAGUUUUGUCGAUGAAAUAAAGAAUCAAUAUGUACCUACCAGUAUA